AAGUGUGUGUGUGUGUGUGUGUGUGGUUAACAUUAAUAUUUAUUACCGGAGAAACCAUAGUAAUAUUAUCCUAGAAAAAACUUUGACAAGAUGUGCUGCGAAGAAUCCUCUUAUUAGGUUUUAUCAGGGAUAUUAUUAUUUGUUUAUGACUGGUGAUUCUAAGGUCAAGUUUAUUUCAUAUGAGGAUUAAGCAGAGACUGCCCAGAGCUUUUUUUUUUUUUUUUUUUGGAUUAUUGCAGGAUUAUUGUCUCUUUAGAAUUAUAAUCUUUAAAGCUAUGCUGAUGCUGUAUGUGAUUUCCUGCUGUUAACCGCCAUGUGGAUUUGGGGACUCCAUGAAUUUGUGUGGAGAAUGUUCAUCUCAACAUUCGAAAAGCAAUUCUAAGCAUACUUCAGGUUACCCCCUUAAAACAGAUUUUUUGAUGCGCCUUGAGAAUUUUUUUUCAGUGUAGGAAAAACAUAUGCUACAACUUCUAAAUAAAAUGAUAAUCAAACUGUUGUCUGAAAACAGCAGUUAAAUAAGUAUUAAACUUCAUCAACAUAUGACCCUCCAAACAAUUGCUCUACUCAUGCAUCCUUUCAUAUGGAAAAAUCUAUCAGCAUCAUAUAGAUGCUCACCAAAAAUACUACCUACCAAGGGCUAGGGGUGAUCAUUUGAAUAAAAAUGGCUAUAUUAUGUUGGAAAAAAAAAAACCAAAGUAUUUUAGCACUAUAUAACUGUAUAUUAAUUUCAGUAGCAUUGACAUUUUUAUGACCUUAAACAAGCACUUAUCUAUGGAUUGAAACAUGGUUAUUGGUGUAUUCAUCACUACUAUUUGUAUAAUUAUUUAUUUCAUUUUAUUUAUUCUAUUUUGUAUCUCAAUGCAGUUAUGGCCGAGCUUUAUUUAUUCAGUGUUAAUGAUAUUUUUGAGAAGACACAUUCCUAAUUUGUAUUAUUCCAUUGAAGUCAGUUUAACACUAGGUACAUUUUUGAUAAAUCAUGAAGUCACUCAGAUAUUUCUGUCCCUGUCCUUUCUGAAGUUUGCGAAACUUGCAGCAAAUACUGAUUUUAAUAAAACUAGGUGUGUGGUUGCAAUGUAAAAUUGUCUUGCUUGUAUUUAUCCUUUUUAAUAAUGUUAAUGAUUAUAUAAUUAGAUAGAUAGAUAGAUAUACACACACAUACAGUAUAUACACUCAUAGAUGACUUUAUUAAAGAAUAUCUGUACACCUACACCUUUAUGCAAUUACUAUCAUGUGGAAUAUGAAAUCAUUCACAUACAAGAGCUUCAGUCAAUGUUCACAUUAAUCAUCCGAAUGGGGAAAAAAUGUGAUGUCAGUGACAAUGACCGUGAUAUGCUUGUUGGUGCCAGGCUAGUUUGAUUGGUUAGUCUGAGGUGCCGGGGCCCCAACACCCCGAACCCAGUUUAAACCUCCACCAGUGUUUUCUCAUGGACAUGGGAACUCUGAUAAGGAUCCGUGACACGCGCCAGGCCUCUCCCUAUUGAGCAGGUACGUACCACAUCCCGGUGAAUAUACAAGGGAGUACACAUCAGGUCUUGGUGGACUCGGGGUGUAAUCAGCCCUCAGUGCAUCAAAACCUGGUUCAGUGCGAGGCUUUGGGAAAUGCACUUUUGGUGAAGAUGAGGUGUGUGCAUGCAUAUCCUCUGUGGGGUUGCCCCUUGGGGAUUUCCCCCUGGAACAGACAGGUGUGGAGUCUCUUCACCAUGCUUUUGACCAAGUGAGAGUAAUCACUCAAACUAAGGAUAAAACAACCCAAUUGUUGGUACUGACGAGCCAUCGGGAAAUCUUCAGUUCAUUAUAAUCCCAUGGAGGGGAAACUAGGACAGGACACUCAACCAUCUAAUGGCUAGUUUUAUUGGCCAGGCAUUCGCGGUCAGCCGGGUGUCUGCUGCUGAAUCCACCGGCCACCUCGUUGCGCCCAUUACCAUUAUUCGCAGUCCUCUUCGAAAGAAUUCAUAUGGUCUUCGUCUGGCCUUUAGGGAGGUGCUCACAAGGCUGUCACUUUGUGUUAGUCAUAGUGGAUUAUGCAAUGCGAUAUGCGGAAGCAGUGCCUCUUUGCAACAUCUCAACAUGUAGUGUUGCGGACACACUCUUCUGAAUAAUCUCCCGAGUCAGGAUACUGAAAGAGAUCCUGACUGACCAGGGCACGCCCUUUAUAUCACAAACUAUACAAAUUAUUAGGGAUUGAAUCGCUUCGCACCAGUGUUUACCAUCUGCAAACAGAUGGCCUGGUCAAACGGUUUAAUCGAGCACUUAAAAAUAUGAUUAGUAGGUUCGCUCCUGAUGAUGCUUGGCAUUGGGACUCACAAGGAAAUGUCUGGAGGAAACGUGGGUCGAAGAAAUGAACAAAAUACAAAGUUGUGGUCGGAUCGCAGUUCCGCUUACUCUGCGUCUGAUGUUUACUCAAUGAGUGACUGUAGACUCUUCAGAGGUUUUACAGGGGCUUCAAGCAUCGACAUGAAGAUCAUACAGCUUCACUUCUAUCUACUCGUGUGCUGUGGAGCUGCAGAAAGUUUCACAGAGAAGUCGGUAGAUUUGGGACAAAAUGUGAUUCUAAAGUGUGAGGUGUCUGUAAAAGAUGUGUACUGGUUCCUGAUGAAGCCGCCAGAACCUCCACUGUUUAUAUUACGCUCUUUCUCAAGCAGAUCCCUGAGGACAGAUUACAGUAACCCGGCUUUCAGCAAGACUUUCUCACUGCAAUAUAACGGCAGUUUAUUUAUACACAAUAUCAGUAAUAAUGAAUUAGGAGUGUAUUAUUGUAUUCAAACUGGUUCACCUCCCAGCAUCAGCAGUGGAAUCAGACUUUACACCCAGAAUCACUCAGCUGACAAUCAGAUGUGUGAGAUUGAGCAGCAGAAUCAGAUAGCUGAUAAAGAUGAACUUUGGAGAAGAAUCAUGAUCGUAUCAGGAAUAAUGAACUGUGUUGUGAUCGUUUCCGUCACAGUCCUGAUUGGGGGCCGCUGUGAAAGAUCGAAUUCCCCAAAGUUCCGACUGCAGCCUCCAAACCAUGAGGAAGAGCAGCUCAGUGGAUCACAGAAUUGCUUUACACGUAUGCAGAGAGACAGCACCUUCACCGUGGUAGAGUUUACUCAGCUUCCCCCUGAGGUCUAACCCCUCCUAUCAAGACACAAACAGACACACACACACACACAGCUUUACUGGUCAACGUGCAGCUGAGUGUUUUUUUUUAACUCUGCUACAGGACUGUGGUAAAGUCUGCACACCAACGGCAGCUCAUGCAACCUGGAAGACAGACACAUACUGCUUUCUGUUUUCUGUUUUGCAGAAAAAUGGCCUCUGAAAUGCUCUUUUAAUCUAAAUCAAACAGAAUAUUUGGUCAGAUUUAGCACAUUUAGCUUGUAAUACAUUAGUAUGGAAGAUGGUUUUAAUGCAGGUCUCUUCUUGCUGCUUUUAGAAACUGUCAUAACAUACUGUUGUAAAUAAAAUGUUUCUUUCAGAAAAAGUCUCUGUUUGAAUCGUCUACUCACUACCCAAAAA
Molecule: messenger RNA, 3495 nt
Organism: Pangasianodon hypophthalmus (striped catfish)
Lineage: Eukaryota; Metazoa; Chordata; Actinopteri; Siluriformes; Pangasiidae
Exons: 6
Coding region: 2281-3108 (275 amino acids)
Source: RefSeq, a predicted model, not a curated record